This is a messenger RNA of Dendrobium catenatum, 932 nucleotides long. RefSeq names its product PRA1 family protein F3. NCBI's taxonomy places the organism in Eukaryota, Viridiplantae, Streptophyta, Magnoliopsida, Asparagales, Orchidaceae. Bases 69 to 644 code for a protein of 191 amino acids. The transcript has a single exon. Gene Ontology annotation, cellular component: Golgi apparatus; endoplasmic reticulum. The record is from RefSeq and is a predicted model, not a curated record. Gene Ontology annotation, biological process: vesicle-mediated transport.
CUUCUAAAGUAAGUUCUUAUACAACCCUUCUUAGUUCUUUCCUUCGCUCUACCAAUUCCAAAACCCCAAUGGCGAACUACGGUACGAUACCUUCCUCCGCUUCUCCUCCAUCUCUCGACUUCAUCUCCCGCGCCAAGGAGCGUGGCCGAGCUGCUCUCUCAACUCGCCGGCCAUGGAGCGAGAUGAUCAGCGCCCGGGUCUUAUCCCUUCCCCCGAGCCUCGGCGAUGUCUAUCUCCGGAUCCGCACAAACGUCACCUAUUUUUCCAUGAACUACGGCAUCGUCUUUUUAUUCGUCGUCUUUCUCAGCCUGUUGUUGCAUCCCGGUUCCCUCCUAGUCUUCUUCCUCUUGAUCGGCGCAUGGAUCUUCCUUUUCUUCCUCAGGGAUCAGCCACUUGUGAUUGGUGGUCGGGCGUUUGAUGAAUCGUUUAUUCUCAUCUGUCUAUCGGUUGUCACCAUUGUGUUGUUGUUGAUAUCCAAUUCUACCGUGGACAUUGUUGGAUCGGUGGCUACCGGGAGUGUGGUGGUUCUAGCGCACGCGGUGCUGCGGAGGACCGAUGAUCUGGCUGUGGAUGAGGAGGCGGCGGUGGCCGGUGGGUGGUAUGCGGCUGUUGGGGAGAGCAGCAGGACUUCUCCGGCAUCAUAGUUCUGGACGAUUUAGGUAUUCAUUUCAGGAUUUAUUGAAGCUUAGGUUUUGAUAUUGUUGGAUGUUUGAUUUCCAAUUUUUUACUUGUAUAGGUUUGAUUAGGAGCAUAUCCCUUUUCUUAUUUUUCAGUCAUUCACAAAUUAAUGCAGUUUUAAUGAUUUUUUGUGUGAUUUAUAUGUUACAAAUGCCUUUGAUGCGCAUCAUUCAUGUUCUUGUUUGGCAGCUCAUGUAGACCUAUUUCAACAACGUAUUUUGGAUGUUUUAAUUACUACUAUUCUACCGUUUUCA